Messenger RNA from Contarinia nasturtii (swede midge), 881 nucleotides. RefSeq lists its product as uncharacterized. Lineage: Eukaryota; Metazoa; Arthropoda; Insecta; Diptera; Cecidomyiidae. The record is from RefSeq and is a predicted model, not a curated record. The transcript has 2 exons. The coding region runs from base 141 to 800 and encodes 219 amino acids.
UUCUGCAACCAAUUUCAAUGUUAUAAGCAAUAUCGUACGCUUAUUGUAGUCAUUCAAGUGAUUCAAUUUCAAAUCAAGUCGAGAUGGAAUUUCUCUUUUAUUAAGUUUCGAUAAUUAUUUGUCAAAAUAUUGUUCAUUGGAUGAUGAAAUUCGGGUUAAUAAUCGUUGGUGUGCAAUUCGUUUUGAUUCAGGGAAUCAGUUGUUUUCCAGCGUCGAAAUCUCCUGCACUAGACUGGAAACAGUUAACAGUUGUGGUGAGUGCAAAUGAAAAUAAUGCCCCGAUAGCAUCGCUGGUGAAACCGAAACGUAUACCACGCAUCAAUGCAAUAGCAGGAAAAGCAAAAACGUAUCGAGUACCUCUGGAAAUAACAGUCAAUUCACAUUUGAUCCGUCGCAUCACCGCUGUCAAUAGAAAAUAUCGACUGUGUUCAAAAAAAUCGAAUGUUCGCAAUUGGAGAAAUUUGAAACAAUCGCCGCCAUGCAUAACGAUACUGAACCUCUCUGUGCCGAUCGAAUUGGAGGUUCCAAUCAAUGUUGAGUCAAUUGUCGAGGAAAUUGCACAAUCAAUCGAGCCGGAUAUUGAUGAUUACGUGCCUUAUAAAAGUGCAAAACAAACAUUUGACGGUCCGGAAAAAGUAUUUGCACGCACCGAAGAUGACUACUAUCGCUCACAAACGCCUAUCGGCGAUCCAAUUCGCGCAAAACGUACAAAACGAACAGAACAAUCGGAUUUUUUCCGCGAUACGGACUCAUUGAUUAGAAGAAUUGCACAAGCACUUUGGCGACGUGAUACAAAGUAGUUUAAUAUUUACAUUUUCAACCAUUUAAUAUAUUUAUUCAAAUAAAUAAAAUUGACAACACUUGAAAAUCCAGCACAGCUA